AUGCUGAGAGCAAUACACUGUAUUAUAGGUCUUUUUGCCGGUCUCACUUUGGAAACGGCGCCGCCUGGCAGAAAUGCAGAUGUGCCAAAAAUGGGGGUAGUUGGAAUGUUUAGUGAUGAAAAAUUAAAAUUUUCAGUGUGCAAAAAAUACAUUGAAAACAUCAACUAUCUUUCAGAAAUUGUUGAUUCUUUUGAGGCGAACAAAGCAAACAAGACAAUUUCUGAUGCAUUAGCAUUUUUAAUUAAAGUAACUGAGGAUAACAUACAAGAAUAUUACAUAGAUUCAAAAGAAGAGGAACUGAGAGAGUUGAAUGGAUUUGGAAAUAUAUACAGGAAGUUUACAACGAUGUCAGAGCCCAAAAACAUUCCCAAGUCCUCCGCACACUUUUAUGAAAAAGGCAAGGCGAAUUCUCAAAAAGAAAAGUUUGUUCAUUCAUUAGAUAUAUUCAUGAAAGACAUACUCAAAUAUCACAGCAGUGGCAAUAACAAAAAUUUUGAAUGCUUUCUUAGAAAAGUUUGUCUCAGGUUUCUUGGUGAGCUAAGUGCUAGGUUCAAAACAACUGUUGAUUUUUCUCUUUACAUUAAAAAUUUUAAGAGCAUUAAAAAAAUGAUUACCACAGUAUCAACAUGCUUGGAACAUUUAGUGGAUUUACUAAACCGCAACGCAAUUCAUUCUAAUACAGCAAGAUCAAGUUUCAGUGCACUUGUAAAGGCCUCAAAGGAUAUUGAUGCCUAUUUUGAAGAGCUAAUCCAAAAUGAGAAUGGAAAAGCUGAGUUUUCAUAUGGACUGACCGUAUCAUACUUCGCUCUUAGUUCGUGGAUUGAUAUGCUGGCUUUGCUGUCCCAAAGUACUAUUGAUGCCAAAUGCGAGAAGGUAAUAGACUAUAAAGAUUUCAUGUUGUUGAUUUUUAAUACAGUUAUUUUCAACACUGUUGAAAACGCUGAUAUUAAACAAUACCUUUCAUGUAGGGAUGUUUUAGAUAACCUUAUAAAUGGAACUAUAAAGUAUUACAUACUCAAUAAGCUCUGGGCAGUGGUAGUAAGAGAACCAAAAAAGACAGUCCGCGUAGAUGCAAAGAAACUCGGAGGAGAAUUGCAUGAGCAACCAUUCGAAGUGACUGAAGAAGAAAAUAAGCCUAAUGUUGAAAAUGUUGUAAGGUUCGAUGAAAAUCAAAUCAAGUUUAUUACAAAAUAUACUCAAUGUCUUAAAGAGAUAUUGCAGGACACCAAGGGAAUCCACAAUCUGCCAAUUUUUGGAUUUGUUAGGAGGGUUGACAUAUCAAAAAUUAAUUUAAUAUUUAAAAAAAACGUAACUACAGAUGAAGAUACUUCACCCAUCAAAACCCUACAAAUUAUAGCAGUGAUAGAAGUAAUAAUCAAUCUUAUUCUGAUCAUUACGUUUAUAGUCCUUUGA
This is a messenger RNA of Vittaforma corneae ATCC 50505, 1413 nucleotides long. RefSeq lists its product as uncharacterized. The coding region runs from base 1 to 1413 and encodes 470 amino acids. The record is from RefSeq and is a predicted model, not a curated record. NCBI's taxonomy places the organism in Eukaryota, Fungi, Microsporidia, Nosematidae. The transcript has a single exon.